This is a messenger RNA of Halteromyces radiatus, 669 nucleotides long. Its product is annotated as Pre-rRNA-processing protein TSR2-domain-containing protein. The transcript is spliced from 3 exons. Gene Ontology annotation, biological process: maturation of SSU-rRNA from tricistronic rRNA transcript (SSU-rRNA, 5.8S rRNA, LSU-rRNA). The record is from RefSeq and is a predicted model, not a curated record. Gene Ontology annotation, cellular component: nucleus. NCBI's taxonomy places the organism in Eukaryota, Fungi, Mucoromycota, Mucoromycetes, Mucorales, Cunninghamellaceae. The annotation marks the transcript as partial.
UAUGGCUGAACAUCCUAACAAGGUAGCUUUUCAACAAGGUGUUACUUAUAUUUUCAAGAACUGGACUGCCUUGAAACUGGCUGUAGAACAAGACUGGGGAGGUGUGGAUUCUGCUGAAAAGCGUGAUUGGAUGAUUGACCUUAUUACUGAUUAUUUUGGCAAAAAUGGUAAAAAAGUGGAUGUUGAUGAAAUUGAAGAUAUAUUGAACCAGAUCAUGAGUGAUGAAUUUCAUACUCUUCUUGAAGAUGACUCGGCUUAUUUGGUAGCAAAACAUUUGGUAGAACUCUUCCAUCAAUGUAUCAAUGGUAACUUUGCAGAAGUGGAACGUCUUCGACAAAAAAGUCAGACACAAUCAUCAGCAACAACAUCAAGCUGUGUCCAACAAGGUGACGACGACGACGAUGAUGAUGAACAAGACGAUGAUAUUCAAGAUGAUGAUACUAUGGAUCAAGAUGAUAUGGAAUUAGAUAAUACGACUGAAGAACCUCCUUCUGGACCUGAUGAAGAUGGUUGGGAAACCGUUCGUACCAAAAAGAAAUAAAUUAGAAUACCAUCCAUACAUUUUUUUUUUGAUAUAUUUCAUCUUAUCCCCCCCCUUUGUACAUAGAAUCAAAAAUAGAAUCAUUUCUUUUAUUAUUUCGUAUACAUAUAUUUAACUAUAUUGACCCA